CUGGCAACAGGAUAUUAUUUUUUUUUGAUUUUUUUAUUUCUUUAUGAUCUAUAAUCAAUGAAGAGUAUAUCUUUUACGUUUUUUAUAUAUUUAAGUUGCAUUUUGGUAGCCGCUCUAGAAAAUGCAAUAUCGUACAUAAAUGAACAAGACUUUCAAGUGAUAGAGUUAUUUGAAAAUGAAAAAUUAUUACUAUUGGAAAAGAUAAAAGGUUCUAAAGGCACUUGGAAUCGUAGAAUUAAUAAGGAUUCUAAUAUGAAUUACUUUGAAACUCAUCCGGGAGUUGAUUAUUUUAGAAAAGAUGAUUAUGAAAAUUUUUUUCCUGAAGGCUAUCCUCAAGAUAACCAAUGGGUUGAGGAAAUUUCCCAGAAAAGGGCGGUGAUGGCACAGCUGGUUAAGAGGCAAGCAGCAGGACAAGCAGCAGGAAAUGAUGAGAUUAAGGAGGAACAGGUUUUGGGUUUAAUUGUGAAGAAGGAAUAUGAAGAUGAUGCUAAUUGCAAGAAAAAGCUCGAAGAAUAUUGUGCUGAAUUGAAGAAAAUAGAUGGAAAAUUAGAGAAUGUGGAUGCCAAAGUUAAGGGACUUUGUGAAGAUGGAAAACAAGGAGAAAAAUGCAAAAGCCUGAAAGAACGGGUUAAAAAAGAAUUAGAUAGUUUUAAAACAGAAGUUGAAGAAGCAUUGAAUAACCUAACAGAUGGAAAGUGUAGAAAAUGUGAAGAAAAAUGUGUAUUAUUAGAAGAAGCAGAUCCAAGUAAUCUUAUAGAGAAGUGCGUUAGGUUGAGAGAUAGAUGUUAUGGACGGAGGCAUCAAGAAGUGACAAAAGAAAUUUUUUUUAGGGCUCUUGAAGGGAAGGUUGAUGAUACAAAUGAAUGUAAAAGAAAAAUGAAAGGAAUUUGUCAAAGAUUAAGUGGAUAUAAUGAUAAAUUAAUGUUUUUAUGUCUUAAUUCAGAUGAGAGAUGUGAACAGCUUAAAAAGAGUUAUGGAGAUAUUUGCAAACCUUUAGGGAGGGAACUUGAAGAUAAUGAAUUAGUGGAAAAAUGUCAAGAAUAUCUUGAAAAGUGUUAUUUUUAUGGAUCAAGUUGUAAGGAUACAAAAUGUGAUAAAGUCAAGAAUAAAUGUAAGGGAAAAGGAAUUGAAUAUGAAGGACCAAAAUUAGAUUUUAGUCCGGUUGAAGAAAAACCAGGAUUUCUGCAAAAGAUUGAAAUAGAAAAUCUUUAUAAAAGACUGGAAGCUAAGGGAAUUAUUGAUGGAGAAUCAAAAGAUAAGACGUUGCAAGAUCUAAUAUUAUUGUUGAUCAAAGGAAGGAAUGAAAAUACUCCAAAAGAAAAAUGCAAAGGAGCGUUAAAAGGUUGUGAAUCUUUUAAACACCUAGAUUAUGAAUUAGAAGAAUUAUGUGGAGAUAAAAAUAAAAACAAUAAAUGCAAAGAAUUAGUAAAUGUAGAUGUGAGAUGUAUGAAUUUUAAAUUAGAACUUUACCUGAAAGGAUUGUCUACGGAAUUUGAAAAAAAUAAAGAAUCAGAUUAUUUUUCAUGGGGACAGGUAUCAAAAUUGGUUAGUAGGAAAGAUUGUGGAAAGUUUGAAUCAGAAUGUUUCCAUUUAGAAGGGGUAUGUACGAAUGGAAUUGGAAAAGCAUGUGAAAAUGUAAGAGUAGCAUGCUAUAAAAAGGGACAAGAUAGGAUGUUGAAUAGAUACUUUCAAGAAGGAUUGAAAGGGCUUAUUGGUAAUUUUGGAUUUAUUACUAGCAAUCUUGAAAAAUGUCAAAAAUCGGUAGUAGGUAAUUAUAGAAAACUUAAGGAGGAUAAAAGAUACUUUGCAAAGUGUCAUCAACCAAAUGAACUAUGCCUUGAACUUUUAGAUGAUAUUAGUGCUCAAUCGGAAGAAUUAGAAGUAGUUUUAAAUUCGAGAAGAGAUUUUCCAAGCAAGGAAGAUUGUGUUGAAUUGAAGAAAAAGUGCGAUGAUCUUAAAAGUUAUUCAUAUUUGAAUCAUAAGAAAUGUGAUACACUGAAUAGACGAUGUGAAUAUUUAAAAGUUACAGAAGAAUUGAGAAAAAGAUUAUUAAAAAGAGGAGAUGAUGCAUUGAGAACUCAAGGAAAUUGUACGGCAGUAUUAAAGAAAGAAUGUGAGGAAUUAUCUAGAAGAGGAAAAGAAGAUUUUAGUGUUUCAUGUGCUUUACGAGAAGAAACAUGUAGUUUUAUGGUAAAACAAACAGGAAAUGAGUGUCUUUUUUUAAAAAAUAACAUGGACAAUGAAAAAAUUCUAAGUAAAAUUGAAAAAGAAAAAUCAAAUGAAAGAUUGGUUGAAAAGAUCUGCACGUUAUUUGAUCAAUAUUGUCAUCAAUAUAUGGAAAAUUGUCCAAAUAGGUUGAAAAAAGGAGACACUGGGAAUGAAAAAGGAGUCUGUUUGCAAGUGAAAGAGAAAUGCAAGCCAUUCUUGGAAAAGUUAAAAUUGGAGGAUGAGUUGACGCAUGAAUUGAAAGGUAAUUUAGGUAAAGAUGAUGAAUGUAGAAAAGCAUUGGGAAACUACUGUACUAAGGUGGAAAAAGCAAGGAAUCAAACACUGAAUACUCUAUGUAAAAAUACUAAGAAAGAAGAACUUUGCAAGAAGUUGGUUGAAAAAGUAAAAGGAAAAUGUCCAACCUUAAAAAAUGAACUGAAUAAAGAGAAAGAUGAAUUAAAGAAGAAGAAAGAUGAAUACGAAAAGGCGAAACAGGAAGCAGAAAAAUUUGCGAAGGAAGCUAAGUUACCAUUAAGACCUGAGCAAGCUAAUGUUAGACUUGUUCGGAAAACAUUUGUAAAUGGAGGGGUAUCAGAAGCAGAAAAAAAGGCAUUUGAUAGAAUGGCAAGAGCAUUGGAAUUGUAUCUAGAAUUGAAAGAGAAAUGCAAAGCUUUGAAAGUAGACUGCGGUUUUAGAAAGGAUUGCCCGGAGGGUGAACCUAUCUGUAAAGAAAUAGACAAGUUGUGUGAAGGAAUACAAGCAUUAAAAGUUACACCGCAACAUACGGUGACAUUAACGACGACGAAGUUGAUAAAUGGAGGAAAUGUAAUAGAACAAUGUACAUUUUCUCAAACAACAGGUAUGUUGACAAGUACAUUUACACUAACAUCUACAGUGACAUUGACGUCGACGCAAAAAUGCAAACCUAUGAGAUGUACAACUGAUUCAAAUAAAGAAACAGAAACACAAAAAGAGGAGGAAGAGGAAGAAGUGAAACCGAAUGAAGGAAUGAAAAUAAUAGUUCCGGAAAUGAUAAAAAUCAUGUUGUUGGGAGUGAUUGUUAUGGGAAUGUUGUAAAAAGAAUGAAAAAAGAGAUUAGAAUGAAAAAGUGCAUAUAUACACUUUUUAUAUAUAAUAUAGAAGAUAUAGAAGAAUGAUCUAUAAAUUUUUAAUAAAGAAUG
This is a messenger RNA of Pneumocystis murina B123, 3389 nucleotides long. RefSeq lists its product as hypothetical. The transcript has 2 exons. Lineage: Eukaryota; Fungi; Ascomycota; Pneumocystomycetes; Pneumocystales; Pneumocystaceae. The record is from RefSeq and is a predicted model, not a curated record. The coding region runs from base 58 to 3285 and encodes 1075 amino acids.